AUGGAUGAACACAAGUCGGUUACCCUUGAACUCGGUUUUCAGCCGGAGCCGCAAAACCGAGGAACCAUUGGAAUACUUGUUCCCUGUCUGGCUGUCUUGGUACUCAACGUCUGGACCCUGUUCCACGUCAAUAUACCGCCGAAAGGGGAGAGUACCCACCUGUUCUGGUUGCAUCGAGUCAAAAUCUGGAUCAUAACGCUUAUUGUACCGGAUGGCGUUGCAACUCUGGCAUUUUCCCAGUGGCGCGACGCUAAAAGACACGUCGCUGAUAUGAGAAAGGUGGAUAGCUACGGCUGGUGGACAUUGAAGCAUGCUUUCUAUGCUGAGAUGGGUGGUUAUCGUGUUCGUGAUUCUUCGGGGCAAGAAUUUGCCUUUCGGUCAGCGGAACUUUAUGAAUUGGUCAGGGAAAGAAUGAUCAUACUUCCAGAGAUCAGUCUCGAGGAUCUCGAUGACCGGAGCGAUGCUGAUGGAUUUGUGAAAGGCCUGGCUUUGCUUCAGUCCAUCUACUUCUUAGCCAUGGCAUUCUCAAGACUCGGUCAAGGUCUUCAUCUCACUACCCUUGAAGUGGAGACUAUACCCUUCAUUUUCACAACCUGGUGGACAUAUUUCUUUUGGUGGCAGAAACCUGUCAACAUCCAGUGCCGGACUUUGGUCGAAUGUCCUGAAUUAGACCACAACGCUCUUGCUACAAUUGCCAUGGAGCUCUCUAAGCCCGCUAACUACAACUCGAACAGCUACUGGUGGAGGCCGGUUCCUCGUGAGCUUCAUCAACUCGGUUGGGAUUUCUUCUGGUUCGAAAGCAGGUUUGACUUUUCUACGUGGAAAGCUAAAGUCCCUCUGAUACCGCCCACAAUCGUUGACCUGGUGCAAGGUAGCCCUGCUCAUACUCGAAUUACAGACUGGUAUCUCCCGUCCGUUAAAGAGAUGCAUCCGUCCCAAUGGGGAUGGGAAGAAGAUGCUAUGAUCUUUGGUCUGGGAUUGUUUGUCAACUGCUUGCUGCUCGUCUCCUGGAAAUCGACAUUCCCUUCAGAAAUUGAAUCCCUGUUAUGGAAAUGCUCGGUUUUUGCAAUGCUGAUCACGACUACCAUAUGGUGGCCAAUUGCCUGGUUAGCUUCUUAUUCAUUUGACUCUCGGUCAUUAGCCAAGCACACAUUUUUCUAUACACUUAUUGGAGUGUACAUGCUGGGUCGAGCUUACGUGUUAGUUGAGCCAUUUCUUGGACUCCGAGCUCUUCCCCUCUCAGCUUACCAAACUGUUUCCUGGUCAAGGUACAUACCACAUUUCCAGUAG
Messenger RNA from Fusarium mangiferae, 1290 nucleotides. RefSeq lists its product as uncharacterized. The coding region runs from base 1 to 1290 and encodes 429 amino acids. The transcript has a single exon. The record is from RefSeq and is a predicted model, not a curated record. Lineage: Eukaryota; Fungi; Ascomycota; Sordariomycetes; Hypocreales; Nectriaceae.